ACGUGCGGCACCGUUCCUCUCCGCCCUGACAGUCACUGACAGCUUAACAGCAGUAGAGUCACAUACAGGACUAAGACGAAGAGCAACACAGUUAAAAUGAAGGAAAACAGUUUGUCUCGAAUUUUCAUUAUUAUCGUGUGUGCUGUGGUUUUUAUUGCCGUUUUGGUCGUUAACGCUUUGGCCGGAGCGGGCAAAGGACCUUUCCAUUCCAGUACUGGUAAUGUGUCAGCCCGCUAUGAGACAGACAUCACUCCAGCUGGCUGGACCUUCUCUAUCUGGGGUGUUAUCUAUACCUGGCUCACCCUGAUGGUCAUAUACAUCACCACAUAUGUAUUCAGAGGAUCCUGGGCUCAGUGUCUACUGCCCUGUGCCUUCUAUUUUUGCUGGCUGUCCAAUAUGGGAUUGAACAUGACAUGGCUGCUGCUGUGGGACAGACAGUUGAUGCUGGCAGCUCUGGUUGUUUUAAUCCUGAUAACGCUAACCAACUACAGUGCAUUGUUCUUCUGUUGCUUUGCCACAGAUUACUAUGGACUCUGGUUAAAGACAUACCACCGCAUAGACCUGGCUUGUCUCCACAUACUGGUCCAGAACGGCUUGGCUGUCUACACUACAUGGACCUCCAUCGCCUCUCUGAUCAACUUCUCAUUGGUUCUCCACCUGUGGGGUGUGGACAGGAACACAGCAGCAACUGCCUCUCUCUGCAUCUUGUUUGCUGAAGUGGUGGGAUGGUUCAUCCUUGAGAACUGGGUGCUGGACCGUUGGGUGCGUAACAUCCUGACAGUCUACCCUGUGGUGAUUGUGGCGCUGGUUGGAAACAUCUUCAAGCAUUUUAACCCAGAUGAUCCCACUCCAAACUCUGUGUUUAUGGUGGUACUGCUGGUGCUGGCAUGUAUCCUGCUGAUUUCCAGAGUCUUCACGGUCAUCUGGAGGAACCAGUGGCGGCCUCUCUACUCCCCAGGCUCAGCACGGCUCAUGGUAUCACCUCUCGACGGCAGCAAGUUCAGGGUCUUCACUUAAACAGUUGGAGCUUCAACACUGCCAUCUGUUCCACUGCAGGCCAUCGACUCUCAUCCCAGAGACACACUGAGUUUAUAUUCACACAAGCCACUGCAGUGUUCACUGGGAAAAACUGCCAGUUUUAAGAUGGAGCUUACAGCUAAGUGCUGAUCCAGUCGUAGAUGUGUAACGGGAGGACAGGAAACCUCUCCUAUUGUCUUCUCUCCUCUCAAACUUUAAGAAAAUGCAACAGUGCUUUCACAUCUGAUACACAUUCUAACUACUUUGACUGUUUACCACUACUUUGAUUAAUAUUGUUUAAAGUACUUUUAUACAGACACAGGCAUGUGACUUAAUUAUCAGAUUUUGUUUUACUGUUUUUAUUUUGGCAAUUAUGGAUUAUAUAUUUUGUAUCUCUACAGUGGCAGUAGACUAUAGGCUCUCUAUAGAUGUUGGCUUUUUGUCAAUACCAUUUGACCAAGAUCAUCUUUUUUUUUAAUUCACUUUAAAAAAAGCUUUGUUGAAUUCACUCUAAUUUGCUGAUUAAAGCAUUCUGUUUUCCUAAA
This is a messenger RNA of Lates calcarifer (barramundi perch), 1562 nucleotides long. RefSeq lists its product as uncharacterized. The record is from RefSeq and is a predicted model, not a curated record. The coding region runs from base 97 to 1017 and encodes 306 amino acids. Lineage: Eukaryota; Metazoa; Chordata; Actinopteri; Centropomidae. The transcript has 7 exons.